Didymodactylos carnosus is the source of this 271-nucleotide messenger RNA. The record is from the annotation of a GenBank genome assembly. Lineage: Eukaryota; Metazoa; Rotifera; Eurotatoria; Philodinida; Philodinidae.
AGGAUUUCCUAGUACGUUUGGCGGUGGAUUUAAUCAGGGUGGAUUCUCUCAGAUGGGAGGAGGAUUUGGUUUACCAUUUAGUGGAUUUAAUCAAGGAACAUUUGGCGGAGGAAUAGGAGGUAUGCCACGAGAAACUACAAAAACUACGUGGAAUCAAAUGAAUAACGAAGGUGAAAACACGCAACUACCUAUGAAUCCUGGAGGACUUGGUGGUGGCAUGGGUGCGUUCGGUGUGGGAGGAAUGGGUGGUACAAGUGGAUUUGGAUGGUAA